GCACGUCAAAGAAUUCUCCCACGUGUCAUCGGCGUCUCAACCGGCAGCUGCGCUGUAAGGGAGACCGCUGAAUUGUGUUGGGAAAAGACUGCACAUCUGCGUCGAGUACGCCGACGCCGCUCUCCUCCUACCACGGCAUUGUGGGUGUCAUUCGUCGCGUCUUCGCGGCUUUGCGAGGGAGCUCUCCAUCAUCUACUGUAUUAUUACUGUUACUUCGAUUAUUCUUCUGCAUCAAAUUCGUUGUUGCGUGCCGUCCUCUCUUCACCUUCUGCGGAAUGCAAAACAAAAACUUUCCGUUUCAGGCGGUGCCGCAGAGUCACUGGCCGCUCACCUCCUCAGCGCACAAAUGCGUCGUGUGUGGGAAGACUUUCGGCCUCUUUCAGACCGCCGAGAACUGCCGAGGCUGCGGUCGAGUGUGCUGUUCCAGCUGCCUGUCCGACCACCUUGUGUUGCCCGGCCAGCCAGGGACGGCGCCGGUGCCGGUGUGCCAGAUAUGCGCCGACUCCAUCACCCGCACCUACGAAGAGGCGGAAAUGACGAUGCAGCGCUGCCAGCUUCUGGAGGAAAUUGUAAAUGAGCAGGCGCUGCAGGCGGAGAAGACGCGAAGUGACCUGCGGGAGCAGCAGGAAGAGAACAAGCUGCUGCGGCAUGAAAAGGAGCAGCUGAAGGCGACGAUUGCGCGAAUGGAGAUCGAGGCGGAGGUGGCGGCGGCAAAGGUGGAGGCGACAACACGAGCCACCGCUGCGUCAACGCCACCUGCUGUUGCCUCACCCACCGCCUCGCCCGUGAAGCCGGACAGCGACACUAAUGCGCUGGGCGACGGCGCCCUCUCCGAGGGGAGUCUCGCGGCGAUGGAAGAGAAGUUGAACAAAAAGAAGCGCCAGCUCGACAUGCGCGAGGCGACGCUGAAGGACGCCCUCAAGAAGGUCUCCGCUGAUGCCGCCAAGAACGCCGAUCAGCGAGCGGCGCUGCAGGAGCAAGAGAAGCAGCUGACAGCGUUGGUGACGUCAAAGUUCACGGCCCUCUUUGAGGAAGAGCGUCAGCGACUCGAGGACAUGAGCACAGACGCAGUGACAGACAUGCAGAACCAGUUCGUAGCCUGGGUAGGACAGCAACAGGACGGAGUUAUCGAGCGCCGACGCAAGUACGAGCAGCUGAUGGAGGAGCGCCAGCACCGGACGGCAGCGGAGCUCGUCGAGAUGCGGACCAGCCGGGACGCCCUGCAACGUCAGCUGGAACUUCAAACGAGAGAAAUAGAGAAGCUGCAAGCCGAGGCGCGUAAUGCAGCGGCGGCACACUCGAUGCUGGUAGGGGCGGCUGCCCAACAACAGCAGGAGCAACAGCAACAACAGGAAGACAGAACGGAGCAACAGGAAUUGAAUCAGGGCGCAAUCGCUGCCACGCGACGAGCCGAAAAGGCGGAGGGCGAAGUGCACCGGCUGCAGGCGGAGCUCGAUUCCACGAAAGCACUUUACACGGAGGAGACCCAAGCCCGCGAGAUCGCGUCGGCCGCGUACCAGUCGGAGCAGCGGCAGGCGCAGCAGCGACUCGAAGCCUUGACACAGGGCUUCCGUGCGCAGCAGGAGGAGGCGAAGGCUGAUCGAGAUGCCGCUGUCGCAGCUGCCCGGCAGGCGGCGGCGGAACAUCAUGCGCAAGAGCUGGCGGCACAGCAGGAGCGUCUGGAGGCGAAGGCGGCUGCGGACGUUGAGGCUGCUGUGCAACGUGAGAGGCGACAGCACGCAGCGGCGAUGGAGAGGGACAACGCCCAGCACGGAGCGGAGAAGGAAGCUCUGGAGAAUACCGUAAAGGAGUUGGAGCGUCGGCUGCAAGAAGCGGUAAUGGCCGAAGAGCAACAGCCGCUCGAUGCCCCGCCAAAGCCAACUGUGGAAGAGGCAGAGCAGAAGGAAGAAGCCGCAGCAGCAGCGUUGGCACAUCUCCAAGAACUCCACUUACAUGAAGCAGCAGCGUGGGCGGCAAGCCAAAAUCAGUUGGAGGCGCGGCUGCGCGAGGCGGAGAGUCAGAGAGAGGACACGCUGAAGGACAGUGCGGCGGCCUUCGCCAGAGCUGCACAGGAGCACGCCGCGACAGUGGCAGAACUUACUGCAGAGCACCAAAGAGAAAAGGCAGCGUGGGAGACGAAGACGACGCAACUCAAACGCGCACAGGCGCAGCAGGAAGAUGGGCUGCAGCGCCAGGACAAGACGUGGAGGGAGGAAAAGGCCGCACUGUUGAAAACGUGCAACGACCUCGAGGCCCGCCUGGAGACGCGAAAGAAGGCGGCGUGGCAGCUGCAGCAGCAACUGCGCGACUGCAAGCAGCAACUUUCCGAGUUGCAGGCGCAGUAUCAAAAGAAAGCGACGGAGGAGGAGACGGCGACGGUGGCGCAGUCGCGGGCGGCGACGACGCUGCAGCGAAGUGCUGCGGCACUUGUGAAGGAGGUGCAGCAGGCACAGCAGCGGGUAUUGACGGAGCACACCGCUGCCGUCACCCACAUCCGCAGCGAGCUUCAGGAAACGGCGAAGGCAGCGUCUGCCGCCUCGAGUCAAAAGAAGACGCGGGAGGCGGUGAAGCAGCUCGCAUCACAGGUGGCAAGCGUGAAGGAAGAGAAGGAGGAAGUGCAGCAGCAGCUCAAGGCGGAACAGGAGAGGCGGAGCAACGCUGAGGCAAAACUGGAGAAGUUAAAAGCGUCGUUGUAUUCGAUGCAGAGUACGGAGCAGCAGCAGCGGCAGACAAUGGCGGAGCUGCAGGAGAAAUACCAUCAUGUUGCGGACGAGUUGGAAGCCGUCAAAGCGGCCAAGGCAACGCAGGCUGCUCUCAGCGAGUCCCCCUCGCCUUCUCCCAGCCGAUCUCUAGAGAAUGAAACGCACCUUCUCGGAGUGCAGCAGCAUUGGGUGCAGCAGCAGGCGCACGUGGAGGGACUCUACGCCAUGGCGUUGACCACGGUGCUGCAGCAUGAGUGGUCAGCUGCCAUGGACGUGGUGGUGGAGCAUCUCGCGUCGGAGGCGUGGAAGCAACGACAGAUGCGCGCCCGCAACGCCACAGCACUGGAAAACACGACAAGCACCAUCAGAGAGGUGCAAGAGGACUUGCGCGUACGCGCGCAGGCGUUAGUACAGCGGCAAACUGAAGUAGAAGAGCAGGAGCGCCGGAUAGCUGAGAAGAAGAAACGAGUAGACGCGGUCUGCCGCGACCUCUACGCGGUGGCGAAGGAGCUGCGCACGAAGCAUUUAGACGGCACCGACUGCGCCGGCGUGGAGCAGCUUGUUCGCUCUGCACGUGUCGUGGGCGAGGAUGUGUAG
This is a messenger RNA of Leptomonas pyrrhocoris, 3299 nucleotides long. RefSeq lists its product as hypothetical. Gene Ontology annotation, molecular function: metal ion binding. The transcript has a single exon. Lineage: Eukaryota; Euglenozoa; Kinetoplastea; Trypanosomatida; Trypanosomatidae. The record is from RefSeq and is a predicted model, not a curated record. Bases 276 to 3299 code for a protein of 1007 amino acids.